AUGGGCGUAGGCACCACAGCUUGGGGUGACCCCGGUGUACCCCUCGCCGUGACUGGGGCUUCCCCAGAGGCUGCCUCGGUGGUGGGCACAAGGCUGCGGUUACGUGAAACUGAAAAGGUUACAUUAUACAAAAAGUACUUUAAGUUCGAAUGCCCUGCAGCCUCCUGUAGAAUUAAGCUGCUCUCCCUUGGCUCAAGCAUAGACCUAGACAGAGUGCAGAUGAUAAUGGAAUCCAUGGGGUCUAAGUUGUCUCCAGGGGCUCAGCAGCUCAUGGACAUGGUCCGGUGUCAGCAGAAAAACAGUUUAUCUCUUGGAGACAAACUUAAUUGGAUCUUUGGGAAAAACUCGGAGCUUGGAGGCAAGCAGGCAAUAGAUGGAUUGCACAGUGCAGCUAUUCACACCUCACUGGAUCAGUCAACCAGUGAACCUCUGCCUCUUAAAAAUCAUUUAACAACUGAAGCAGUGUAUGAAGACUUAAAAAUAAGUCAUGAUCUGAACAAACAGAUACCUGAAAGAGGGAAUACUUCUGAUUCUGAAAGACUUCCUACCCAGGAAAAUACAGUUGACCUCAGAAAUGAUUUUAAAGUCCUGGGAUCUUUGCAUAUGCAGCAAAAAGUGAGCAAAACCCCAAAUGUGGCUAAUCCACAGGUGCUGCUUCCUUUUCUGCAGAACUUGUGUAGUCAGGUCACUCAUCUUCGGCUAAAAGAAGGUGAUAGGCAUUUUGGUAACAGUGCAGUGACUAAAGAGGAAGGCAUUCAGUGUGUUGG
Messenger RNA from Merops nubicus (carmine bee-eater), 767 nucleotides. Its product is annotated as chromosome unknown open reading frame, human C10orf88. The annotation marks the transcript as partial. Lineage: Eukaryota; Metazoa; Chordata; Aves; Coraciiformes; Meropidae. The transcript has 5 exons. The record is from RefSeq and is a predicted model, not a curated record.